Molecule: messenger RNA, 15367 nt
Organism: Grus americana (Whooping crane)
Lineage: Eukaryota; Metazoa; Chordata; Aves; Gruiformes; Gruidae
Gene: NSD1
Product: nuclear receptor binding SET domain protein 1
Exons: 23
Coding region: 179-8782 (2867 amino acids)
Biological process (GO): regulation of DNA-templated transcription
Cellular component (GO): chromatin; nucleus
Molecular function (GO): histone H3K36 methyltransferase activity; protein binding
Source: RefSeq, a predicted model, not a curated record
GCGCCGGCGGGAUGGCGGCGGCGGCGGGCGCGCGCAUGCGGGGGAGGGAGGAGGGAGGCGGCGGAGGAACGCUGGCGGGGCCUGGCCGGGCCGGGUCGGCGCGUCUCCUUCUCGGCUCGCACCGGGGGCAGGCGGCGAGCCGGCCGCGGCGGCCGCAGGUGGAUGCCCGCGGCCCGGCAUGGAGCAGGCCUGCGAAGUGAGCCGCCGCAGCUGCCUCGUCCCCUUCGGCACCUCGCUGGCGGCCGCCGAGGCCAAGGGCGGCCCGUUCGGCGAGAGCCACGGCCCCGAGCCGCCCGCCAUGCAGCUGGCCGCCGCCAAGCCCGUCUACAGCCAGGACCCCUCGUCCUGCUACAUCCCGCUGCGCCGGCUGCAGGACCUGGCCUCCAUGAUCAACGCCGAGUACCUCGGCGGCGCCGCCGAUGGCGUUGAGGCCCUGCCCGACCCCGGUUCGCCGCCCCCCCGCCUCCCCGCGGCGCAGGACCCGGCGGCCGGCGUCGACGGACCCGGCCCGGCGGCCGACGCGCCCCGCGGGGCCUUGGCCUUCCCCCUGCUCCUGCGGGACGGCGGGGAGGUGGUGGUGGAGGAGGAGGGCGCCGAGACGCCAGAGGAGGAGGAGGACGACGACGACGACGAAGAGGAGGAGGAGGAGGCAGCGGCGGACGGGGAGGAGGAGGAGGCGGCCGAAGCCGGCUCGCGGGACCGGAGCCGCGGCUGCCCCGGGCCGCAGCAGGGCCCCGCCAGCCCGCCGCCGCCCCGCUUGCAGCCGGCCGAGCCGGUGCCGACUACGGUGCCGGACGGCGGCCCUGGAGGGAAGCCGGAGCCUUCCGCCACCUCUGCGGCGGCGGCCCUGCAGCUCAUCCGAGCCAAGAAGAAACCUACUCCAGUGAAGUAUGAAGUUGGGGAUCUUGUUUGGGCCAAGUUCAACAGACGCCCAUGGUGGCCAUGCACAAUUUGUCAUGACCCAGUGCUGGACUGUCACUCAAAAAUGAAAGUUUCCAAUCGGAGACCGUACCGAGAGUACUAUGUGGAUGCCUUAGGAGAACCUUCAGAGAAAACCUGGGUUGCUGGGAAGGCUAUUGUCCUCUUUGAAGGAAGACAUCAGUUUGAAGAGCUGCCUGUUCUUCGGAGAAGAGGAAAGCAAAAGGAAAAAGGCUACAAACAUAAGGUUCCUCAAAGAUUUAUGGCUAAAUGGGAAGUCAGUGUUGGACAGGCAGAAGACAUUCUUCUUGGGGGACUGGAGGAUCAAAAGUGCAGCCAGAACUCCAGCGAGCUGGACAGCGAGAAGGAAGUGCAGUCGGAAUAUUAUGCCAAUGGCCCUGGAGCGGAAAGGGACAGGCAGCUGAAUGGAUGUUUUAAAUCCUUGGCGUUUGACUCCAGACACCUGACCAGUGAAAAAGGAAAAUUGCACAUUAAGCCACAUGUGAAAAAAAGCUCUGACAGCAGAAAAAGGACUAGAGUAAAAAAGAGUGGUGCAAGAGGGGAAGCAUCUGGGGGAGAAAUCAAAGAAAAAACACCAGACAGCAUAGUUAGAAACAUGAUUGUUGGGGACCUACCAGAUAAACAUGCAUCUCAUGAACUUCGCCGGAUUGCCAACAGCCUAACAGCAUCCAGUAGCACCAGGGAAAACCAUUUGCUUUCCUCCUUUGGAGAAAGACGUUUUGAAAAGACACCUUUGAAAACAGACUAUGAGAAUCGUAAAAGCGAUACUCUGAAGAACACUCUCCAAGGGGAUUUGUUUUCCAGCACUUCUUUGGAGAGAGAGAAGAGCUCCCUGGGCAUUUUGUGCAGUUCCAAAUUACAGAUACACUAUUCUGCAUCUGAUGCUGGUAUUGAGAAAAAGCAAACAGAAUCGGAUUCAUCCUCUUCCCUCUCAGAUGGUGGGAACAGUGACGUAGAUACCAUGGACCAAAGUUCAGAGAGAGCCUCUAGUGUUCUGGAAGUUAGUGAUUCUUCAGAUAAAGUGGAGAAGGAAUUUCCUAUGACAUCAAGUGGAAACAUUAAGUUUUCCAUGUAUCUUUCUCAGAAGAGCAACAGAAGGGCCAGGAAGAAGUCAUGCAGAGAUCGCAAACCUCUGGGAGGUUCAGUAACCAGCAGACUUGAUACUGAAUUUGCAGAUGGGGAGCUUGAAGUAGGCUUCUCUGAUGCUGAGAUGUCAUUGAUGGCUCUUGAGCGCUCUUCAGAUGUGAGAAAUGACAAUCUUUCCCUAGCAAACAAGCACACUACUCCCCAAAGUGUUUCCAAGGACAGCUCCUGGCCUGCUGUUGCAAAUCAAGCAAUCUUAAAACCGAAAAGCAUGAAAUUACCCCGAAUCAGGAGUAUAAAAUGCAAACAUAAAGAAAAGGUUGCUGGGUUGGAGCCUUCUCUUGCAGAAGAAGAGGGUGGUGUGAAUCGCUGCUCUUCUGAUACCAAAGGUUUCUCUGGCCUUCAGAGAGAUUCUCUUCAGAGAAGCGGAAAAGUUGAUGGUCAGAAACUGUUAAACAACAUGCAUGAGAAACCCAGGGAUUCUGCUGAAAUAGAAACAGCUGUGGUGAAGCAUGUCUUGUCAGAGCUGAAGGAGCUGUCUUACCGGUCCAUGAACGAUGAUGCUAGUGACUCUGGCACUCCAAAGGCCACAGUACCUUUACUUUUCUCUUCUGCGUCUGGUCAUGGUCGUUUGCCCAUUGAGCCAGAUUACAAAUUCAGCACCUUGUUAAUGAUGUUGAAGGAUAUGCAUGACAGUAAGACAAAAGAGCAGCAACUGAUGACUGGUCAAAAUAUAGUCCCAUUUCGAAAUACCAACACAGCUGAUGGUUCUGGAAGCAAUCCUGCGAGUGGUCUGAAGUCCUUGUCUAUUGUAGGUCCCCCAUAUAAAAUAGAAAAAAAUGGAGAUUGUGUCCAGGAAACAGUAACUCCAAACUCCGCUAUAAGCAACUCCUCAUUUUCGCGCAAUCCUCCAACCAAGUUGACGGGGAUUGGUACUAGUAAAAGGGAGCCCGCGAGUACUGCUGUUUCUGGGACAAACGGCACAAAUUGUGUGCCCAAACGCAACUGUUCAAAAUCUAAGCAGUCAUCAAAGCUUGGAGAUAAAACAGUUUCAAACAGAAAGGACUUAAAACCAGGAGGGCCAAGUAAGUUGUUAAGUCGGUUAUCCAGAGAUUCAGGAGAACAUGCAUUCCGUGUUCACGGUUCGGUUACCAGUCCUCUAGGUAAUGAAGCAGAAGAUACUGAGAGGAAAGAGUCUGUUGAUUUAACAGAACAUUCAACUGAUGAAGACUCUGCCUGUUUAUCUGAUGACAAUUUAGAUCGUAUUGGAAGGAGACCUGAAGCUGGUAGAAAUAUUGAGAGCUGCACUUCUGCUGAAAAUGGGGAGAGUCCAGACUUGGAUUCAGAGGCAAAUAGUGAGAGCUCUCUUGGUGAUGAGUCUAAUGAUAUAAAUCACGUAGCACCCAAAAAGCGGUGGCAGCGUUUUAACCAAAGCAGUGCUAGAUCUAAUAAGCACAUCAGUAGAUCUAGGGAACAAGGAAACUUGGAGAGUGCCUUUGGCCUGAAUUCUCGUGGCUUUUCACUGAAGGGAAAUGAGUGCUUGGGACGUAGGCAUUCCCCUCAUUCAAAGGUGCUUGAGGGAGACCUGACAGCUCAGGACUAUGAGAAUCAUUUAGACUUAGUUGAGAAACAUUUGAAUGUAUGUGGUAAGCCAAACAACAGUGUGAUGGACUCAGAAACAGAGCUUGGCAACUUUGCUCCCCAGUCUGAAUUCUCUGCACAAGUACAUUCAGAGAGGAAACGCCUUAGAAAGCCGAGUAAACGGCUUCUGGAAUAUGCAGAAGAAUAUGAUCACUUAUUUGCGCCCAAGAAAAAAUCAAAGAAAGGCCAGGAGCAAUUGCAAAAGGUGAAUUCCGUGGUAAGGUCUGAAUUUGAAGGAGGUCUUCCUGCACAAUGCAGUCCUGACAGAGAUACCCAGCGGGGGCCGAGUCCUUUGGUUUCAACUCCAUCUUCAACCAAAGAGUCCCCUCCCAUCCUUGAAGCAGAGUGCUCCUUCUCUAGGGAACUAGGAUCUCAUCCCACUGAUCAACUUCUAGAAGGACCUUCAGAUUUUCCAGAGCUGGUGCUGUCUUCCUUGGAUGUUUCUGAAGUUUCUGCUUCUCCAGAUGCAGAAGAGAGAUUCCUGAAAUCAGGAAACUUGGAAAGCAAGCGUCAAAGGAAACCCACUAAAAAGCUCUUGGAAUCCAAUGAUUUGGACACUGCCUUUAUGCCAAAGAAGGAGGAGUGGACUCCCCCAAAGAAGGGCACUGGCCCUUCAGAAAGCGACAGCUCUGAGCUCUACUCGCCAGCCCGCUUCUCAGACCUGGGAGAAGCUUCUGAAAAGCUCUCGGAGAAGCAGCGGAAGCGGAAGAGACAGCGCCAUCCCUCUGCAAUGCAUUCCAAGAAGGAGAGAAAUGAGGAGGGUCUAGGGGAGACCCCACACUCUGAGGGGGAGACAUCGGUUCAUGGUACUGCUGCAAGCCCCAAAGAGGGUAAUGAAGAGGGGUCAGAGAAUGACCAUGGAGUGCCUUCGUCCAAAAAGAUGCAGGGGGAACGUGGAGGAGGAGCAGCUCUCAAAGAGAAUGUGUGUCAGAUCUGCGAGAAGCCAGGGGAAUUGUUGCUGUGUGAGGCACAGUGCUGUGGUGCUUUCCACCUGCAGUGCCUUGGGCUCUCCGAGAUGCCAAAGGGCAAAUUCAUCUGCAACGAGUGUUCCACAGGGGUCCAUACCUGCUUUGUGUGCAAGAGCUGCGGGGAAGAUGUAAAACGGUGCUUGCUGCCCCUCUGUGGGAAGUAUUACCAUGAAGCGUGCAUACAAAAGUAUCCGCCCACGGUCAUGCAGAACAAGGGCUUCCGAUGCUCCCUGCACAUAUGCAUGACCUGUCACGCUGCUAACCCAGCAAACAUCUCUGCGUCUAAAGGUCGCUUGAUGCGCUGUGUGCGAUGUCCGGUUGCGUACCACUCCAAUGACUUCUGCCUCGCAGCUGGGUCCGUGGUCCUCGCCUCCAACAGCAUCAUCUGCCCCAAUCACUUCACUGCACGGAGGGGCUGCCGCAACCAUGAGCACGUCAACGUCAGCUGGUGCUUUGUCUGCUCGGAAGGGGGCAGCCUUUUAUGCUGCGAGUCGUGCCCGGCUGCAUUUCACCGUGAGUGUCUAAACAUUGAGAUGCCAGAGGGAAGCUGGUACUGUAACGAUUGCAAGGCAGGCAAAAAGCCACACUACAAGGAAGUAGUCUGGGUGAAAGUUGGGCGCUACAGGUGGUGGCCAGCUGAGAUUUGCCAUCCUAGGACAAUUCCUGUCAACAUCCAGAAAAUGAAACAUGACAUCGGCGAGUUCCCUGUGCUGUUCUUCGGCUCUAAGGAUUACCUGUGGACCCACCAGGCCCGUGUGUUCCCAUACAUGGAAGGUGAUGUCAGCAGCAAAGACAAGAUGGGGAAGGGCGUGGAUGGCAUAUACAAGAAAGCUCUUCAGGAAGCCGCAAUAAGAUUUGAAGAGUUGAAGGCACAGAAAGAACUGAGGCAGCUUCAGGAAGACAAAAAGAAUGACAAGAAACCUCCUCCCUACAAACACAUCAAGGUGAACCGGCCAGUGGGUAAGGUGCAGAUCUUCACUGCAGACCUGUCCGAGAUACCACGUUGCAACUGCAAACCAACAGAUGAAAACCCAUGUGGCCUGGACUCCGAAUGCAUCAAUCGCAUGUUGCUCUAUGAAUGCCACCCCAUGGUCUGCCCUGCUGGGGAGCGCUGCCAGAACCAGUGCUUCUCCAAGCGGCAGUAUCCCGAGGUACAAAUUUUCCGCACGCUGGCACGAGGCUGGGGCUUGCAAGCCAAAACAGACAUCAGAAAGGGCGAAUUUGUUAAUGAGUAUGUUGGGGAGCUAAUUGAUGAAGAGGAGUGCAGAGCCCGAAUCCGCUAUGCUCAGGAGCAUGACAUCACCAAUUUCUACAUGUUGACACUGGAUAAGGAUCGAAUCAUUGAUGCUGGGCCAAAGGGCAAUUACGCUCGAUUCAUGAACCAUUGUUGCCAGCCAAACUGUGAGACUCAGAAAUGGUGUGUGAAUGGCGAUACUCGCGUCGGGCUCUUCGCAAUCGUAAAUAUCAAAGCUGGGACUGAGCUGACUUUCAACUACAACCUGGAGUGUUUGGGAAACGGAAAGACCGUUUGUAAAUGCGGUGCCCCAAAUUGCAGUGGCUUCUUAGGAGUACGGCCAAAGAGCCAACCCACCCUCACCGAAGAAAAGUCCAAGAAGCUAAAGAGACGGCCACAGAUGAAGCGCAGGUCACAGGCGGAGGUGAUGAAGGAGCGAGAGGACGAGUGUUUCAGCUGUGGGGAUGGAGGGCAGCUAGUUUCUUGUAAGAAGCCAGGCUGCCCCAAGGUGUACCACGCGGACUGCCUCAAUCUGACCAAGAGACCUGCAGGAAAAUGGGAGUGCCCAUGGCAUCAGUGUGAUGUGUGUGGUAAGGAAGCAGCUUCCUUCUGUGAGAUGUGCCCCAGGUCCUUCUGCAAGCAGCACCGGGAAGGCAUGCUCUUCAUCUCCAAGCUGGAUGGACGUUUAUGCUGCACAGAGCAUGAUCCCUGCGGGCCUAACCCUCUAGAGCCGGGAGAAAUUCGUGAGUAUGUGCCUCCCAUAGAAGCCCUGGCUAAUGGCGAGGACGCCCAGCCACCAGAGCAGCCGCCUGCAGACACAGACUUGAGCGUUCAGCCUCUGGACAGCCUACCUCAGUCUGUGGCCCUCAGACUGCAGUCACCAGAAAAGCCCCCCGCUACCCUAGCGCUGAGGCUGCCUCCGUCAGACAAGUCCCCCACCACCCUAGCCCUGAGGUUGCAGCCAUCAAACAAGCCCCCCACCACCCUGGCCCUCAAGCUGCCUCCACCAGACAAACCACCCGCCACCCUGGCGCUGAGACUGCCACCAUCAAAUAAACCCCCCACCACUUUGUCACUGAGGCUGAAGCCAUCCAACAAACCCCCCACCACCCUCUCGCUCCGGCUGCAGCCUUCGGACAAACCUCCCACCACCCUGUCACUCUGCCUGCAGCCUUCGGACAGGCCCCAGGCUGCCCUGUCCCUAAGGCUGCAGUCGGAGAAGCAACCCAUUAUCGUAGCGCUGAGGCCUCAGCAGCCUGACAAACCUCCCUCCAACGCGGUGCUGUGGCCACUGGAUGAGUCCUCCAGUGAUGCCACACAGCCUCAUCUGCCGAGUAAAUCUCCUCCGGGAACUCCGCAGUCGUCGGACGAGUCACUUGUUAGUGCUGGUGCCCUGCAGCUCCAGCUGUCGGACGAGCCUCCUGCCACCCCUGGGAUUUUGGGGUUAUCGGACAAGUCUCUCAUUGACACCAGGAUCCAGCAGGCUGAGCUGCUGGAUGAGUUUCCAACGAAAUGCCUGCAUCCUCAGCUGUCAGACAGACUUCUCGCCAUGGCGGGGACCCUGCAGUCCCAGCCGGUAGAUGAGUCUCCUGCGACCGAGCAGCCUCAGCCAUUGGACAAAGCUUCUGCCCAGAGUCCGCAGCUUCGGUCUGUGGAAAAGGCUCCCAGCUCCAUGGUGCCACAGGUCCCAGCAUCGGAGAUGGCUCCCGGUCCUGGGGUGCUGUGGCCUCUGCCCAUUGAAAAGGUGCCCAGCUCUCCAGUCUCACGGAUCUUGCCCAUGGAGAAGGCUCCUGGACCAGCUGUGCCACGGCCCCCACCUCCAGAGAAGGCUUCCUUCUCAGGGGCGGUGCGGGUCCCAGCCAUGGAGAACACUCCCAGCUCUGGGACACCCCGUCCCAUGCCUCCAGAGAAGGCUCCUGCCUUGGGGAUGCCGCGGAUCCUGCCCACAGAGAAGGCUCCUGCCUUGGGGAUGCCGCGGAUCCUGCCCACAGAGAAGGCUCCAAGCUUAGGGGUGCCGCGGCCUCUGCCUCCGGAGAAGGCUCCUGGCUCCCGCUCACCACACAUCCUGCCCAUGGAGAAGGCUCUCAGCUCGGGGGCCCUGCGGAUCCCGGUCACACAGAAGGCGCUCACCCCCGGGGUGCUACGGCCCCUGCCUCUGGAGAAGGCUGCUGACUCCGGGGCCCUGCGGGUCCUGCCUCCGGAGAAGGCUCUCGGCUCUGGGGUGGCUCGGCCUCAGCUCUUGGAGAGGCCCCUCACUCUUGCAGCCCCGUGGCCUCAGGCAUCAGAUAAGCUGGCUGCUGCCGUGGCUCCUCGACCUCAAGCCUUGGACAAGCCCCCAGCUCCGAGGUUGUUGCUGUCGGAGAAGGCGCUGCGGCCCGUUGACCAGAACGCGCAGCUGAAGGAGAGGGGAGCCCCAGCUGUGGAGCUGAGUCCCCAGCAGAAAGAGAGGACCAUGUUAGCUGGCGAGCAAAUCUCUUGGUCUGCUGGGAAGGCGGUGACACAUGUUGGACAGGUACCUUGGCCUACGGAGAAACUACAGACACAUGAGCAAACCCACUGGCCCACUGCAAAAGCCUUGACGCCUGCAGAACAGCCUCCCCGGACAGCAGAGAAACUACCAGAGCCGACCCUUCAGCCUGGCUGGGAAGUGGCCUCAGCCCCCACAGAGCAAACCCCUUGGACAUCAGAGAGAUUGCGUGCAUUUGAGCAGACCCCUCGGCCAGCCAGGGAAGCGCCGGUGCCCCCGGAGCAGAUGCAGUGGCUUGUUACGAACAUUCAGACAGUUGACCAGAUUUCUUGGCUGAGUGGAAAAGCACAGACUCCUCGGGGGCAGGACUCUUUGCCUGAACAAAACACAGCGCUAGCCCGUAACCAGGAUUCUGUCUGUCGUGAGUUGGCCGACUCAGAGCCAAAGUGAGGUUGGUGAAUACGGGAGGCAGGUUUCAGUCUUUUAAUGUUUAGGGAGGGGAAUCUUUGUUUUGUUUUUUUUAUUCACUUCCCUGAGCCCAGCCCCUAACCCAUGCACAUCCCAUCCAUAUUCUCUCGUGACAUGAGCAAGGACAUUCACUUAAGUCUGAGUGUGGCCCAGCUGAAGGGAGAGAGCAUCCGUGACCUUUUCCUCUUCCUUUUACAAAUGGUAAAGCUGAAAUAAAGAGUCCACUCUGGGUAAAAAUCUCCAAUUCCAUUGAAAUGGUCACAUUACUGAUCCAGCGUGUUCGAGCUCCAGGUCUGAUUCAUAGGCGGGUUCCCAGGUACAACUAGGGGCCUCGCUCUUGUUACUGUAUUUAGAGGAAGCAGAUCAGUCAGGCUGCCCUGGAACUGGAGAUGUUUCGGGGAUCAGGCGGUGAGCAGUCAGGUUGUACGCCCUUGCCAGACUCUGCAGAAGCAGGGAAGGGGGUUUAUCUGUCAUAUGCCCAGGUCUCUGUCCCUGCAGGGUGUUGCUUUGCGAGGUGCGUCCAUACGUUCACUGGGACAUGCUGCGUGUGUGAUUCACUGAAGGACAGGUAUCAUCUCCAGCCGAGCUCAGAGAGGAGCCCACUGCACUCGCUCAGUGCAGUUUUCUCCAGCAAUAGGCAAUAUCCAUUCAGGCUCCUUUGUACAAAGCUGCAACUGGCCAGGCCUGAGAAACAAGGAAUCUGAAGGAGAUCAGGGAAAAGAGAGAUCUUGGAAGAAGCCAUCCUGCAGUUUUUUUCAUUCUUGUGUCUUAAUCCUUUAGCACAGGACAUGCAGAGUGUUUCCUGCACUUGAAAACGUUGUGACCUAUAAAGCAGCAAUAGCAGAGUAGGGCAGAGUGGGUUUCCCCAAGGUGCUGAGCACCCCCCUGGCAGGGUGGUGGUGCUCCCUUUCAAAUUUCCAUCCAGUCUCUUCUUGACUUCUGUCGUCACCUUGAGCCAGCAGACUGAGCAGUCUUUUUUCCCCUUGCCUCAGACGUGUUCAGGACGUGUUCGCAUCACACCUGGUCUUCCCAGCAGCGGGACCUGCUGCCGAGCUGCAAGCGAAGCCUGUGCCGUUUGCUACGUGGCGCAGAGGCGAGGGUGCUGUAGCUGUAUCGAGACCCAUCUCGACACCUUCCCCUUGGGUAGCUUCUGGCUUAACUCUUCUACAACCAAAGGAGACUUGAAUUAACUGGACUGUGUUGGUGUGCGUGUGUGUGUGCGCGUGUGUGUCCUUCCAACUGAAUAGUAGUUCUCACACUGGAACACGGUGGGCUCCAGCAGCUGGCUGGCUUUCUUUUUUCUGCUUCUCCCUUUUCCAGUUAAGGAGAUGUUUUGUACCUGGUGGUCAUCAGGCUGGUGUCCACACUAGGCCUGCUGAAAGCCAUUUACUCAAGUGUUGAGGCAGAAGUUUGCUUGGCUGUGGUACUCCCGGGGCAAGCAGUAGAGUCCCAGAGACCUGCAGAGUGGUGUCUUGCGACCGCUGCCACCCUCGCAGGCUGGAGGAGGAUGAGCGGCCCUGGGUGGCCCUGCCCGGGCUGGAUGGGGUUGAUAUCCUGCCAAGGAAGCGCUGCCGACCAGCACAUUCUCCCACUCUCACAACACAUUACCUCUGUGGUUUGCCUGAGCUCCGCCGAUCCGGGUGCUGCAGCCUCGGAUCUCCGUGCCCGCCACCAGACCCUUGCGCAGCUCCAGUGUAUCCUCCUCCUUCCAGGCAGAUCCGCAGGUCCCUCCCGGAAAGAGAACGUUCAGCUCCAGGCUGACCCUCUCACUCUCAUGUGGGAGCAGGUCCUUGUUCCCACCUGGCUUGCAAGUGCCUGCUGCUCCCAGAGCAGAUGGUCCUGAGCUUUGCGGUUCUCUAUGAAGGGAGGCAGAUGCUUGUACCAAGAUAAAUCCCGAUCCUUUCUCCUUUCCUGAUGCACGCACCCCAAGACAACGUCCUGCUGUAAAGGCCAGGUGUGCUGGGCAUGAGGGGACAUUACCAGUGCUAUGGUGCAUCUCUUCUCUAGUCCAAAUCAUUUCAGAUCCUUUGUAGAAUAGCUAGUGACUUCGAAAAGCUUUAUGGCUUAUGGAAACUUACUGUUUAAUGUUGUUUUUUUCCGGGAAGACUGGCAGGUCAGUUCCUGCUUGCUGCUGAAACUGGGGAAAUGCAAGCAGCUUGUGUUUCUGCGUGACUCCUGCACAAAGGGAAUCAGGACAACUCCUCAGAGCCAUUGAGAGAGAAGAUAAUCUAAGGGCAUUCAUUAACUUUUUUAAACAAAAUUUAAAAAAUGGUAAUGAGGUUCAGUAUAUUAAGUAUUUAUCAUGUGUGAGAAGGAAAAUAAAUCUUGAAUUUACAUUUAUAGGCCUUCCCAUGAGCUGGACUUAGUCAUGUAGAUUGUGUAAGUAGGGUUACCUCCGUGCCAGCUGCCCAGCCAGCUACAGCUGUAACCAGAAAGGUAUCUGCACUGCUCUGUCCACCUCCGCUUCGCAUUGUCACGUGUUAACUAGUUACUUGUUUCAUGAAAAAUAAACUGUGAAUAUUUUUGGUGCAGGCUUUUUUAAAUCUGUAAAAUGGAGAAGUUCUCAAUGAAUUCUCAUAAAUGCAGGUUUGAAAAAAAACACUUUUAUAAAUUGUGUGGUCACAUAGUAAAGUGAGGUUCACGGCAGCAGCAGCCUUUCACACAGCAGGCUCUUGCCUAAAAGCUUGAACAGUGAACGUGGAUUGAACCGUUGCAUGGCAUUUCAAACCCACAGCCUUAUUACUUGCGUCUGACCGUACCCCACCUCUCUUCUUGUCUCCCUUCAUGCCUUUUCCACAAGGAUCCAGGUUUCUGGCUCACUACCUUCCAGCUACAUGCUGGAAAGUUGACUUCAUCGUAGCUGGGAGGCUGCUUAGUGAAGUUGGUGUUUGGAAAUGUCAUUGAAGGAGGAAGCCAGUAAGGUGCUCUUCCCUCCUUGCCCUUGUUGGGCCCCUGGACGAUGCUCUGUCAGAUCAGGAGGGCUUUUCAGACAUAUGUGGGGCUUGCAGAGGGAGUAGUGGUCCUGUCAGGAAUGGCUAUCAGUGCUGGGUCACCAACAAGGCAGGCAAGGCCUGACCAGGCAUGGAGAUAGGUCCUGGCAGCCCUGCUCUGCCCAGCCUGCCUUCAUCGGUGGUGAGUCGUGGGAAACUGCUCUGGGCAACACAACACUCACGAAGGAAAUAAGGGCUUCUUCAGCGCUUGAGGGGACUCUGGCUGUUGAUGGCAGGUGGUAGCACUGCCUUGGAAGGGGAGAGGGAGAUGUCUGUACCGGCAUAGUUGGGUUCAUUUUCUGCAGUUCACUGCUGCUUUCAGAGUUCAGCCAGUUUGAAUCAUUAGGGGUUUUUUAAUGUAGAGGAAAGUGGCAGGUAACACAUACCCCUGGCAGACCACUCCUGUGGGAGAGACUGCUGCAGCUCUGCUCUGGCUGCCCCGAGCCCUUGUGCCAGGCUGGAGCUGGCCAAGGAGCGUGAACAGCUUUGCCGUGGCUGAGGCCAUAGUGCUCUUUUACUGUGUUAGAGGGAUCAAAUCACCUGGCCACUAACAGUCUCACAUCAGGCAUAAUUGCAUCCAAUGUGGGCAAGAGGCGACUCUUGUGUUGAUUCACUGUUGUGGAGAGUUGUAGAAGCAGAAUCAAGGGUGUAAUUAUUUCUGCUCAGAGCUGUGUCCCUUUCCCUGCUGUCCCAGGGAGGCUCACGGGAACUUCCCAGGGUUAUGAGCCCAUUCCCACUUGUAGGAAUGGCUCCCCCUUCCCAGUUCUGAAGGGGAUGAAGGAUUUACUCCCAUACAAAUGCUUUGCUGUCAGUAUUCUUGCUGUCAGGAUGGGCUGGCUGCCCCUGCUCAGAGCAGUGGGCUGAGCUCACCAGCUGUGGCCUCUGUCUCUUGGUGGGACCCAUUUCAGUGGUGGAUUUCCACAGUGGAGAUGGAGGAGCUCUGGUGAGGGGUAACAGUGUGAUCAGGGACUUGGUCUGCCUGCCCAGGCAGGGAACGAGGGUUGCAGGGGAGGAACCACCGCAGGACGUGGGUAGGAGGGAAGCAGACACUGGCUGCCAUCCGUCCGUCCUGCAUGGCUCAUCCCGUCUGCACCAGCUUGCUGGGCUGGUGCCUGCUGUCAGCCAGGGCUCUGGUGAAUCAGGCAGAAAAGCGACCACUGUAAGGGAUAAUCCCCUACCACGCAUCUUCAGAUACGAACUAGCUCAUGGUAGCUUGCUUUAUUGCCGUUCGCGAGUUAAAACUUUUCUUAUUUAACAAAAAAACCUACAAAAAACAGAUUCACUUCAAUGCACAGAGUAUCCAGGUGGUACUGUGGGAGCAUGCGUUCUAAUUCGGGGUUAAACCCCCCACAGGCACGGGCUUUGCUUUGAAGGUGUGGCUGCUGUUAAAAUUCAGAUGAGAGAGAUGGUUGAAUCUAAAGGACAGUAACAUACUACGGUGGGAUGAUGUGGAUUUAGGGUGCUAGAAGAGCUUCAGCUCAGUUUCACAGAAAAAAGGAAAGAAAAAGGAAGAAAAAGCAGCCCUAACCCUGAUGCAUCUUGGCAGCGGUUUAUCCUGAGCACGCUGUGAAUGUGCGCUGCUCCUGCCUGGACACUGCAGCCAGCGUUGUGACAGGGCAAAGGGAGUUUGAGAAACCUCAGACCUUCAACACCUUCUGUUUAUUUUUAAUUUCAGCCUUAACUUCUGAUUUUGCUUGAUGUUUGGAAUAACCGUAAUUGUAACCUGCUUGUAAUGUGCUUUGCCCUAAAUUACUGAUGAGGCUUUCAGCCUUUGCCAGCCAGCGAGUGUUAAAGCGAAGUGACAAACUGUGCAGCUACUCUGAAAGUAUAAGGGGGGGCUGGCGAGGGCUCACACCGUGAUCACCUGGGCUUUGCCUGCGCUAAUUACUCCCCUGUGAUAGUGAUAAAGCUGGUGGCAGCACUUGCAGCCAAGGCUGUGCCUCUUGCAGCAGCACCGCCGGGUGCUCAGGGCUCCCAGGGCCUGGGGAAUGGGAAUGCUGGAGCUUGGGGACCACUCUGCCACUUGCCUGGCUUCAGCGGGACUCUCGCCUGUGGGGUGGCAGUACCCUCGCUUAGCGGGAGGUGGGAAAAGGCAGAUUUCUGCUCCGGGUCCUCCAAAAGUGACCUAAGCCAAGUCUGGUGCAGGGGGACGGUGUGCGUGAGCUUGGGCUAGAGAAGUGGCGGUGAUGGACAGUCCCUACAGCACUGAAUCUACCUCCUAGGGAAAUCUGAGAAAUGGGUGUUGCUAUGUCCUAUUUCAAGGUAAAGUUUUAAUCAAGUUUGCCCUUGGCGAAGCACUUGGGCUAUUGUGGUGCUAUUGUAAACCGUUUGGCAGCUUAGCACAGUAGGGCUGGACUCACGGCUCCUAGCCCACGGGCUGGAGGUUUCUUCGCUGGCUGAAUCCUGUCCCCAGAUAGCUGGGGCUGGGCUUCGGUGCCUGUGGCAGAAACAGGAUGAGGCGUGACUCGGUUCCUUCGAUCUAUGAUGGUUUUGAGACUCAAACCAGCGUGCCAGUGGGCCCUGUGGGCAUAGGGAGCAAGUGGAGCCAUGUGAAGCAAGGCAGGCAUCCGCUAACUGCAUGUUCUUUGUGUCCGUUUGGUACUGAGCUGGUUUCAGUUUUUGUUUUUUUCUGAUGUUUCCAAGUUGUUGACUUCAAGGAACUGGGUUUUGUGUAUUUUUUUUUUUAGACACUGGGAACUUGUUAAAAGGAAAAGCAGCAGCACCAGGAGGCUCAAGCUGGAGCAUGGCUAGAGCUGAGGGUGGCCCCAGCCGAUGUGGAUGGGAGGAGGUCAGAUGUGCUGGCAGUGGCUGGCACAGUCAGGCAGGGAGCAGGCAGGGAGCAGGCAGGGAGCAGCUCUCCCUGUGAUGGGCAGAAGCCUUUUGGCAGCAGCACUCCCAGCCCUGCUUAACCAUGGUGCCACGUUCUCUGCCCCCCAGCCUGCUCACCUGCGAGACACCGAACGUGUCGGAUACCACACCUGGCUUUGAACGUCCCCUCUGGUGCCACGCGCUCUGGGCUGGGGUCCUGGCUGCCAGCUAAGCUGGGGGUGCCAAGGAGGGGGGGGCCACCCGUGGCAGCGAUGUUAAGUUGCGCUGAAGCUGUGAGCAGGAGGUUUGCUCGGAGAGGGAGGAAGCCUUGGUGCGAGCAGCCCCAUGCUGCCUUCCUCCCUCACAGAGAUCUGCCACCCGCGGGGUGCUGUCCCACGGCCUUGGCUGGAGGGAAACGCAGCAGGAGUCAGGGUGCCCGGCCAAGGCGGGGGCCAGGACAAGCACUGCGUGGGGGACACGUGAGUGCUUAGCCCUGGCCGGGACUAGUCUGUUGGUUCUAAGCGGGGAUGCCGGAGCGGGUGAGAGAAACCUACAUAUUUCCAGCAUGUAUAUUAUUUUUAGAAGAGGGAGAGGGGACAGUCUUGGACCAUUGAUUACUUUAAUUUGCUCCCCUUAGACUGUUGGCUGUGUAUGUGAAACUUACAAUGAAAAGAGGGUUGCCCUGCCCAGGUGCUCCCAGAACAUGUACUGUAAUUCUUUGUAUAUAGAAGAAAAAUUACUGUAAAGUAAAGUUUAACUUUACUCUCGA